Messenger RNA from Cucurbita moschata (crookneck pumpkin), 1168 nucleotides. Its product is annotated as 1-aminocyclopropane-1-carboxylate oxidase 1. Lineage: Eukaryota; Viridiplantae; Streptophyta; Magnoliopsida; Cucurbitales; Cucurbitaceae. The transcript has 4 exons. The coding region runs from base 70 to 1029 and encodes 319 amino acids. The record is from RefSeq and is a predicted model, not a curated record.
CAUUUUCUCUUCAUCCACCAUAACCAAAAUCCCAACAAAGCUCAUUCAAGCUUUUUGUAUCAGCAAAAAAUGGCCAUUUUUCCUGUCAUCAACUUGGAGAAUAUCAAUGGAGAUGGUAGAGCUAAGAUCUUGGAGCAAAUUGAAGAUGCCUGCCAAAAUUGGGGAUUCUUUGAGCUGGUGAACCAUGGGAUCCCACAUGAGUUCUUGGACACUGUGGAGAAGAUGACAAAGGAUCAUUACAAGAAAUGUAUGGAACAGAGGUUUAAGGAGGCUGUGGCUAGCAAGGGGUUGGAGGCUGCUCAGGUUGAAGUUAAGGAUAUGGACUGGGAAAGCACGUUCUUCUUGCGCCAUCUCCCCGAGUCGAACAUCGCUGAGAUGUCGGAACUCGACGAGGAGUACAAGGAAAUUAUGAAGGAAUUUGCUAAGAAGAUUGAGAAUCUUUCAGAGGAGUUAUUGGAUCUUCUAUGUGAGAAUCUUGGGUUGGAAAAGGGGUAUUUGAAGAAGGUUUUCCAUGGAUCAAAAGGUCCUACAUUUGGGACAAAGGUGAGUAACUACCCGCCGUGUCCAAAGCCGGAUUUGAUCAAGGGUCUCCGAGCUCAUACCGACGCUGGUGGCAUCAUCCUCCUCUUCCAGGAUAACAAGGUCAGCGGCCUGCAACUCCUCAAAGACGGUAAUUGGAUCGAUGUGCCACCGAUGCGCCACGCCAUCGUUGUAAACCUUGGAGACCAACUUGAGGUGAUCACAAAUGGAAGAUACAAAAGUGUGAUGCAUAGAGUGAUGACUCAGACAAGCGGGGGUGGUCGAAUGUCGUUAGCUUCGUUUUACAAUCCGGGGAGCGACGCCGUGAUCUUCCCUGCGGCGUCGCUGAUAGAGAAAGAGGGUGAGGGUGAGGAGAAGAAGGAAGUGUAUCCCAAGUUUGUGUUUGAAGAUUACAUGAAGCUGUAUUUGGGAGUGAAGUUUGAGGCGAAGGAGCCAAGAUUUGAAGCCAUGAAAGCCAAUGCUAAUUUGGGUCCAAUGGCAACAGCAUAGAAGAAGAAAAGGAAAGAAAGAAAGACCCACUUUUUUAACAAUAAACAUUUAAAGGGGUUGUGGUUAUGUUGCCUUUUAAAGUGGGUUAAGUGAGUCACUCAAUCUCUAGUCUAUUGUUAUUAUUUUAAUCAAAAGUUAG